Molecule: messenger RNA, 1389 nt
Organism: Haemonchus placei
Lineage: Eukaryota; Metazoa; Nematoda; Chromadorea; Rhabditida; Trichostrongylidae
Source: the annotation of a GenBank genome assembly
AUGGACCGAGCGAAGGCGAAGACGAAGCCUCGAAUGACAGAGGAAGAAAGGGCCGCAUUGGCGAAAAAAUUGGAUGAUGACCUGGAACAGUUUAUGGAGGAAAUGGCUGCUAAAAAAGCUGCGGAACAGAUAGAAAAGAAGCCAUUCGAUUUUGAUGAAUGGUGUAAAGACAUCGAUCAGCACCCGGCAUUCAUGAAAGAUCUUGAUACUGGAAUGAAAGGACAAUAUGCAGAUACUCUGAGUGCUCUUCAGGCUUUGAAAUAUGACGAGGACGAUGUUGAGGAUAAGCAGUUAAGCGCCGAACGACAUAAAGAAGAAGGCAAUAAGCAUUUCAAAUACAAAAAGUACCGAUGGGCCACCGAUUGCUAUUCCGAAGGUAUCAAAGUGCAGUGCCUGGAUCGCAAGUUAAAUUCUGUUCUUCAUGGCAAUCGUGCAGCUGCUCAAAAGCACAUUGGCAACCGGCGAAGCGCUAUAAAGGACUGCGCAAUGGCCUUAAAAUUUGAUCCCACAAACUUGAAGGCUGCAAAUAGAGGUGCGGAAUGUCUCUUGGAGCUUGGAUAUGCCCAACAAUGUCUAGAUUGGAUUGAGCGAGCUAAGAAAACCUUCGCAUUCACUAAGGAAACUGAGGAGCAAGGGAACGUCUCCGAGUCAGAAAAGAAGCAGUUAGAUGCCUUAGAACAAGCGAACGAAAAAGCUACCCAAGCUGUUUUGGUCGAAGAACGUAACAAACGGAAAGCUCGCGCUGAAGAAAAGAAGGAUUUGGAAGAGAAACGGCGCCUUCUCAAAGCACUGGCUGAUCGCAAACUCAAUUUUCGUCCCCGACUUCCAUUCAGCCGUCCCGAACUCAUGGAUUGGUCGUUACUAGAAGUUAGCCUUGCACAAACUUCGCAGCGGUAUCGCGUGUCAUUCAAUCAAGAGGGUAAUCUACAGUGGCCCUUCUUAAUACAAUACCCACAGGUCGGGCAAGUUGAUGUUUUGACGGAUUGUGAUGAAACAGCGCNAAGAGCUGAUCAUGCCCUCGUAUUUCAGCGGUAUCGCGUGUCAUUCAAUCAAGAGGGUAAUCUACAGUGGCCCUUCCUAAUACAAUACCCACAGGUUCGUAAAAAUGAUCGCUUCGAAAAAUCAGUCGGGCAAGUUGAUAUUUUGACGGAUUGUGAUGAAACAGCGCAAGUUUGUUCUGUGUUGCGGCCAAUGUUGGAAACCCCUGCAGAUUGGGAUAAGGACCACAAGUUCAGGUUAGAUAAUAUUCGAAUGUUUGUGUCGGACGAGUGGAAUGAGUAUGCCAUGGAAGUAUGGGAAUGGUCGACUUUUGGUUCUAUAUUGUCUUUGCCUGGUUUUCAGAUUGUACAGGGGCUGCCUGUGAUAAUGGUAAGUGUUUCUUGUGUUUAG